Molecule: messenger RNA, 1828 nt
Organism: Cajanus cajan (pigeon pea)
Lineage: Eukaryota; Viridiplantae; Streptophyta; Magnoliopsida; Fabales; Fabaceae
Cellular component (GO): cytosol
Molecular function (GO): protein-folding chaperone binding
Source: RefSeq, a predicted model, not a curated record
UUACACAACUUUUAUCUCUUGCACUCAAAGAUAUUUUACUUUUUGACUUGCCAUUAUCAAUGAGUACUAUUCAUUAUCCGUGUGUUGGACGCAUUUUGCUGCAGCAAUAGCAAGUAGCAACUCUUAUAUAAUUCGGAAAAAUAAAUUCAAAAUUUGAAAGUAUGCUUCUGUUUCAGUGUUUGUUUAUCACUUUAUCUAAGCGAGAUUUUGUUUGUUGUGAUCAUCACUCUGUUUUAGUGGUUGUUUAUCACUUUAUCUGCUUAAAAAAAUCUUCAUAGGGUGAUUUUGUUUAUUGUGAUAUCACUCGGUUUCAGUUUUUGUUUAUCUCCUUAUAAAUCCCUUCCUAAUCGUGAUUUUCUACUACUCUUUCGCGUUUGUGUUUUCCUCUCACUCUACUGCUUCCUGCCUACCCUUUUACGCAAAGUCAGUGAUAAAAGCAUAUAGAGUUUGUUCCCUUCGUAAAGCACUGGUUUUGAGGUUGGUGUUGUGUUGAGAUGGGUGAUCUUGACUACUACAAGAUACUGAAGGUGAAGGGUGAUGCCACGGAUGAGGAGGUGAAGAAGGCCUACAAGAGGUUGGCCAAGAAGUGGCACCCUGAUAAGAACCUUGAAGAGCCUCUUAAGAAGGAAGAGUUUGAGGCCAACUUCAAGCAGCUUUGUGAGGCCUAUGAUGUGCUGAGUGACCCCAAGAAGCGUCAGAUAUAUGACUUGUUUGGUCACUAUCCCCUUGACUCUCGCCGCUUAAACAAGGAGAAUAGUAAUGGGAAUGAAAAGGUUGCAGGGGUCAUUGAGAGCACCUUGCCGUGUACCCUUCUCGAGCUUUACAACGGUUGCAAAAAGUGGAUGAAGGUCUUGAGAACAGUUCCUGAUGAAUUUGGUUGGCUAUUUGGAUCGCUUGGCAGUAAGUUGAAGUGUGUAGAAGAAAUGUUGAAGGUAGAUAUUGAACCUGGUUGGAAGAAGGGCACAAAAAUCACUUUUCCUGGGAAGGGAAACCAAACACUAGGAAGAGCUCCAGCUGAUCUAAUCCUUGUGUUGGAGGAGAUGCCUCAUGCUAUUUUCAAGAGGAAUGGAAAUGAUUUAGUUGUGGUCCAGAAGAUAUCACUUGUAGAUGCUCUCACAGGAAAGACUCUCAACUUGACUACUUUGGAUGGAAGAUAUCUCACAAUCCAAGUCGCUGAUAUUGUGAAACCAGAUUAUGAGCUGGUGGUCCCAAACGAGGGCAUGCCCAUCUCAAAGGAACCUGGCAAGAAAGGGAACCUCAGAAUCAAGUUUGAUGUUGUGUUUCCAUCAAGCCUGGCUUCUCCACUGAAGUGUGAUAUAACUAGGAUUCUGAGUGAUGCUGAUUACUAAACUAGUAUUUUUAGUUUAAUAUAGCCGUGACUUUCCAUUAACCUUCUUUCACAUGGAGAUUAGUUUACACUGUAAAUAACCCUGAUUCCACUAAACGAUAUGAUUUAUGUGCAUAUUACAAAUAAACCUAGCAUAGUUGCUGGUUGCUACCAUAUUUGCAGCAUGAUGUAGCUUUGGAAACAAGUAUAUAACUAUAUUGCACAGUUUUGGUAUUUUUAGAAUCAAGGGGUGGGUGGGAAUGGAACUAUGGUUAUUUGUGCAUUGACUGGUUUUAGUUAAAUGCAUGUGUUUUGUUUAUUAUGAUGUGAUUAGUUUGAAAUUGACUUAUCUAAAGAUAUUUCCUUAUUUAGAAUCUUUGUGCGUAUCAAUGUCCAUUCGUUUUGUUCCCAUCAUUUCUCUUUCAAACUUGGCCUUUUAUUUUAUUGAACCUUUUUCUUAAGCAGAGAGAUAGGGUACUAUUUCUGUUGUUUCUCACUUGU